AUGAAAAACAAUCCAGUACAAUGGACAACUCCUAUUGGACUUCCUGUUAUUCAACCAUACCGCAAAUUAGGAAGACAUCUUAUUAAGACAUCUCUUCAAGUUUUGACACUACAACGAGAAACCGAUAAGGUGAUGGUGAAAAGACAAAGAACAGCCUUUCCUCCUAACUUGGUCCACUCUCUUGAUGGGUCCCACAUGAUGAUGACAACCAUUGCUUGUAAAGAGGCUGGCUUAAGUUUUAUAGGUCAAGAUCUUGAUUACAUCAACAUAGCUCACAGUCAUCUUCUUCACUCUGAUUGGGCUAAGCUAGAUAAAUUAUUAACCAAAUAUAAUUCAUUACGAGUGAAGCACAUUCUGUUAAAGAUUCAAAACGACUACGUCAUUUCCCUAAAAUUCUUCAAACGGAUUGAGCUUCACAACCCUAGUUUACUCACCCUCGAAACAAAUUCUAUCAUCAUCCACAUCCUCACCAAGAAUCGUAAAUUUGUGUCAGCUGAAUCCAUUUUAAAGAAGAUCAUCGGUUCUUGUUCUAUUGAUGUAAACCUCUAUUCCAAGCUCUUCGAUGCUGUUCUUCACUCUUAUCGAAUGUGCGAUUCCACUCCUCAUGUUUUCGAUGCCCUAUUCAAAAUGUAUGCACAGAUGAAGCAGUUCAGGAAUGAAAGAAAUACAUUUUGUCGUAUGAAGGAAUACAGAUUUCUUCCCACUAUUGAAUCAUGUAACAUGUAUAUGAGUUCACUGCUUAGUUUCAAUCGAGCAGACAUCACGUUACAAUUUUACAACCAAAUGAGAAGAUCCAAGAUCACAAUCAAUGUGUUCAGUCUCAACAUGGUGAUGAAUGCUUAUGUUCAAUUAGGGAAACUAGAGAACGCAGUCCAAGUGUUCAAUGAAAUGCAAGGUAUGGGAAUGAACCCUUUUGUCUCCUCCUACAAUACAUUGAUCACUGCAUACAUCAACCAAGGCCUUUUAACAACCGCAAUCAAGUUGAAACUUACAAUGGAGAAGAAUGGAAUAAGGCUAAAUGCCAUAAGUUACAACAGAAUAAUCCAUGGAUUUUGUAAAGAAUGGAAACUACAUGAUGCUUUUAAAGUUUUCCAUGAAAUGAAAAGGGUAAAUGUGGAUCCUAAUACUGUAACUUACAACACAUUAAUCACUACAUGUUCCCAAUCAGGUAAAAUCGAAAAGGGUAACUCAUUGUUGUUGGGACUUUGUAACGAACGAAAAACCAAGAAAUCUGCUUAUUUGGUUAAAGAACUUUUUAAAAAGAAAUUAGUACCAAAUUCUUCAACAUUUUCUGCCCUAAUUAAAGCCCAAUGUGCUCGAAAGAACCCAGAUCGUGGUUUUCAACUUUAUAAAAGCAUGGUGAAAAGUAAUUGUCGUCCAAAUGAAGAUACUGUGAAGAUGUUGAUUUUAUCAUUCUUGCAAACGUAUGAUUAUGAUGGUGCUUUUGGUGUUUUUAAAGAGAUGUUAGAGAGGUCUAUUGGGCCUGAUUUGGUUGUUUUGAGUGGGUUGUGUAAAGGGUUUUCAAAAGCUUGGAAAUAUAGGUUGGUUAUGGAUCUAUUAAGCGAGGUUGAUAAUGGGUGUUUUAGUUAUGAACGUUAUGAGAAAGUUAAAAGCAUUAUUUGUGACUCUAACAAUGCAGGCAAAGAACUUGAAGAAAAUGUGUAA
Messenger RNA from Lactuca virosa, 1665 nucleotides. Lineage: Eukaryota; Viridiplantae; Streptophyta; Magnoliopsida; Asterales; Asteraceae. The record is from the annotation of a GenBank genome assembly.